AUAAGCAAGCCCAAAUUUCAUUUCUUAGUUCAUCUCCCGGCGUAUAUUCAAUGUUUCGGACCAGCAGUGAUAUUUUCGACCGAACGAUACGAGUCCUUCAACCAUGUAUUUCGUUUGUCGUGUGUAUACAGUAAUCGCCAAGCACCAAGCCGCGACUCCUGCCGAACAUUCGCUCAUCAAGAUAUCGUCAAGCACAUUGUCAUGGGUGGGUAUUGGUACGAUAACAAAGCCUCAAAAUGGGUC
Suillus discolor is the source of this 243-nucleotide messenger RNA. RefSeq lists its product as uncharacterized. The annotation marks the transcript as partial. The record is from RefSeq and is a predicted model, not a curated record. NCBI's taxonomy places the organism in Eukaryota, Fungi, Basidiomycota, Agaricomycetes, Boletales, Suillaceae. The transcript has a single exon.